AUGUUAACAUUGAAAGUCGGUUCUGGGUCCUCCCCAUAUAAUCUUCAUAAAUCUGAUAUCAGUAGAUUGGAAAACCUUACUGACAUGCUACUAUUCCUUUAUAUAAUUAUAGAUAAAUAUGAUCUAUUCUUCCACAUUUCAAUGGUCUGCCAAUAUAAAAAUGAUGCUGUAGUGCAAGCAGCUGUUAUGGUUCUGAUGAUCUCUGUUAAGAGUGCUUGUGAAAGUGGGUGGUUUUCAGAUAACGAUUCCGAAGAACUUCAAAAUCUGGCGAAGGAGAUAGCAUGCAAUUUUUCCAGUGUAUCAAAUUUUAACACCGAUCCAACCAGUUCGCAUUGUGUUAUCUCAACAAUUAUGUCGAGAUUUUACCCAACAAUGAAAAUGGGUCAUAUAUUCACUUUUCUUGAAAUUCAGCCUGGAUAUGGUACUUAUGUGCACGACUUCCGGAUUGUGAAGAGUGUUAAGUUUUCUCGAGAAGAUAAAAUUAGGUUAUUUGUUGUGCGAGCAGAUAGCAUUCAGACAUCUUCAUGUCUCUGUAGUCCUCCCAAAGUGACCUUUCUGUUGAAUGGAAAGGGAGUGGAUAGAAGGACUAGUUUCUACACGGAUACUGGACCUCAACUUCCAACACUUGUGACACAUAUGCUGAAAUAUGGAUCAAAUCUUCUUCAAGCUGUGGGUGAUUUUAACGGAAAAUACAUUAUAGCUGUUGCUUUCAUGAGUACAACGUCAACUCCUGAUAUUAAUGUCGUUCAAGAUUAUGUGCAGCAUGCUCCUGCAACCAUAGAUUCUGAUUCUGAAAUUAUUGAGGGGGCAUCACGGAUUUCAAUAAGUUGUCCUAUUAGCUUAACGCGUAUUAAAACUCCAAUCAAAGGACAUUCAUGCAAACAUCUCCAGUGUUUUGAUUACGACAACUAUGUGAAUAUAAAUUCAAGAAGGCCGUCAUGGCGUUGUCCGCAUUGUAAUCAGUAUGUCUGCUUCACUGAUAUCCGCCUUGAUCAAAUUAUGGUGAAGGUAUUGAAAGAUGUUGGACCAAAUGCCAAAGAGGUAAUCAUCUCAUCAGACGGGUCGUGGAAUGCUGUCAUGGAUACUGAUGAUGCUACAAAGGAACCAGAGGAGAAGACCUUCAAUGUUGGACAGGACGUGCCCAGAGGAAUUGAAUCUGCUGGUUUAGCAGAUGCAUCUGUGGAGAUUCUUGAUCUUACAGAAAUAGAUGAUGUGACAGAUGCAGUUGCCACUAGAGAAAGUGAAGACAGAAAACUUUCUCCAACUGCCCAUCAAAGUCUUUCUAUAACUCAGACUCCAAGUGUCAACCCUCAAAUGGCCAACACAAAUGAUGUUAAUCAAAACAUUGCUCAGACUGAUGAUGACUUUUGGUCGGGAAUUUUUUUGUCCACCUAUGAAAUGGGGACAUUAAAUGUUAGAUCAAAUCCACCAAUUACUAGUGUUUCUAAUUGGGAACUUGAUGCUUUCCAAGGAAAUAUUCCUCUCACGACUUUUGUGAUGGAAAGUGAAACGGCUUUGCCAAAUAUUUCGCAACUGCAGCAGUAUCAAUUUGGAAAUCCAAAUAUGGGUAACGAGUACGGUGAGCUCCCUUCAAUAUCCAGCCAUGCAACAAGAACGCCAAUUGCAAUUCAGGCCUUUCCUACACAGCCUCCUACUUCUGUCCUUCAACAGAGAUCAAGAAAUAAUAUGGACGUGUUUAUACAGAAUAGCCCUUCAGCAGCUUCUCAAGCCUCACCUUCUGCACGAUUGUUUGCAGAUGGUUUCUCUACACUCCAUUCAACUUCAUCCCAGGUGUCACGAAUGCCUUCAUCUUCAGUGCAGCAGUACUUGGGUAUACAGCAAAACCGUUCGGUUCCUCCUGUUCUUCCAUCUCAGCAUAAUAUUGGUCUUCAACCUCCCAAUCAGGUGCCAAAUGCUUAUAGAGUUUCAUAUGAACGCCAGAGUUCAAGUCAAUUGCAAAUGGCAAACCUUGCGGCUUCUCAUGCAAUCAAUCAGCCUUUUGGACAAGUCCAAUCAUCAAUACAACCGUCUGCCAAUUUCUUGGGCCCGCAAAAUCAUGGGGUAAGUUCACGAAGUGGGGUUGAUCGGUCAACAGGCAUUGUUGGGAGUCAGCAAUCUCGUUUAAUGGUCCCUAAUCAGAGAAACGGGCCGAUGGCAAGGCGCAUUGAGACAUCGAGAGCUCACCCAUAUUCACUAAAUGCUGAUGCUCAUAGGACGUCUUCUGUUGCUCAUCAGAUAGAGAAUACUGAAGUUACUUCACUAUCAGUCAGGAGAACAGAUACUCGUGAUCAAGCUGACCAAAACUGGAGGCCCACAGCCCGGAUGCGUGGAGCCCUAUCUGGGCAAGCUUAUUCAGAUGCUUUAAACCAAUUUAUUCUUCGGCCAACCCCACAACCUCAAGCUGCUCAACCUAGCUCAAAUGCAGUCUCGCUUCCAGGUAAUGUCCCAGUACCAUUGCAACCUCUCAUGGCUCAGGGUCCUCAACUGCCAAAUUAUCCAUCCAUAGGACAAGCUAGUAGGCCUCGGGUUUCUGGUCUUUCACCUGAGGGAUCUACUGGAAACUGAUGUGUAGACUCAAAGGGAGGUACCUUUGCAGUCUCCAAUGGCCAAAUUUGUCUUCUGCGGCCAUUUGUACAUGUAUCUAAAUGCUUAUGGCAUGAAGACUCGACUUGGGUUAGACUCUUGGUUUCGUGUUGUUUUCUAGACUCAGCGAUUGAUGAAUGCCUUCUUCAGUGGGCAUGAACUCACAUUUUUUGUCUCUAUGUUGAGUUUUGUUUAUGCAUUAAUUCUCCAUCACCAUAAA
Molecule: messenger RNA, 2803 nt
Organism: Olea europaea var. sylvestris
Lineage: Eukaryota; Viridiplantae; Streptophyta; Magnoliopsida; Lamiales; Oleaceae
Product: E4 SUMO-protein ligase PIAL2-like
Exons: 16
Coding region: 1-2565 (854 amino acids)
Biological process (GO): protein sumoylation
Molecular function (GO): zinc ion binding; SUMO ligase activity
Source: RefSeq, a predicted model, not a curated record